CAUUGGAAUCACAUAAAUGAUGAAUCUAGAUUAGUUGAUAGAAGAGCCAAACUAGCGUAGAUAAUAGCAAAAAGUGUGAUAUAACAUGCCGGAAGUAAACAAAUCGUAAAAGGAAACUCCUUAUGGCUGCCGAUCAAAUCAACGAACCAAAAAUUCCAAACGUGAAGCUAUGAUCAGUAAUGGAAGACAUAAACAUUGUACUCCACGACAGCAUCCCCGGUCCUCAGGUUGAACUUCCGGGUCCUGACGUCCUGGCCUGAGCAUAUCCCCUAGCAAACCUGAAAACUCCGCUCCCGCCGAUGACCGGCAUCUCCCUCACCGGCGACCACACCGCGUUCCUCCCCAGAAUGCUCAACGUGCUCCUGUUGAACUUGCCGUCCACGAAAGCGAAGUUGAGAGCCAUAAGCAGUCCAACUCGCCCAAAAGGCCUGCCUCCGCCACUGCCCCUGGGCCCGGCCCACCAGCUUGGAAGUGGGCUCGGGCCCUGCCGUGAGUGGGUCGUCGAUCAUUGCCACCAUGCCGAAGCCCGUAGACGAGAGAUUGGUGGAGGGGGGCCGGACGAUUUGCACCGCCGUUGGGUUGGGCCCGGCGACGAUGUCGUGGAAGUAGAAGCGGAGGUGGCUGAGCUUUUCUUUCUUGAGGCGGAGCGUCGCCGGAGACAGGACCCGGGAGUAGCCAUCACGGGAUUUUGGUUUCUUGGCCGUGAUGAGAGAGAAAGAGAGGGCGGAGGUUAGGAUGAGGAGAGUUAGGAGGAAGGAAGAGAUCUGGAGAGACUUGGCCAUGGCUGUAAGGAAAUGUCGCUUUGCAGAGUGCGCAAUGAAAUGGGGAAAGUGAAAGUGAAGAGAUGGAAACUAUGGGGGAGUGGCUAUUUAUUUGUAUUUGUUUUAGAGCACUUCUAUUA
Molecule: messenger RNA, 901 nt
Organism: Linum tenue
Lineage: Eukaryota; Viridiplantae; Streptophyta; Magnoliopsida; Malpighiales; Linaceae
Source: the annotation of a GenBank genome assembly